Molecule: messenger RNA, 2483 nt
Organism: Hevea brasiliensis (rubber tree)
Lineage: Eukaryota; Viridiplantae; Streptophyta; Magnoliopsida; Malpighiales; Euphorbiaceae
Product: probable E3 ubiquitin-protein ligase ZFP1
Exons: 9
Coding region: 640-2283 (547 amino acids)
Molecular function (GO): ubiquitin protein ligase activity
Source: RefSeq, a predicted model, not a curated record
CAUUUUCUGCUCUUAUAUCUUCAAGCAAGGCCAAACGCUCUCGCCCAACCGCUUUACUUCUCCGUUCUUGCGUAGAACAAACAUCACAUCGCCUAUUUUUCUUCUCUCUUUUUUCUCUCUAAACCUCUCUUCCCUUUCCGGCGCUGGAUUUUCAAGGCACUUUUGGGUUGAUUGGACGAUUGAAGGACAGAAUUGAAUUUAAAUCCUGUGUUCUCUUCAGAAUAAAGUAGCGCAUUCUGCUGUAUUGCAGUUAUAUAAAUUGCCUCAUUUUGGGAGAGCAAAAGUAUAUUAUGUGAGUUGUUGGAGAUGAUAGGAUCAAAACAAUCUAUCUUCUUAAAGUCGUAAAUUGGAAAUUCAAUGAGUUUGCCCAUACGAAUGUCUCUAUCCGUUCACCGUCAAUUAUUUUCAGUUUGAGAAGCUGCCUUUAUUGUUAUCCACUUCAUCUUACGCAAACAUGUUGCUGUUGAUAACCUUCUUUCAUUUGCAAGAGUAAGGGCAUGAAUCGAUUCACAAUGUUGGUGUCUUGACCUCCUAAAAUCCAAAUUCAAUGUACCCCUAAUUUGAAUAGCUAAUGAUUGUGGCUUUCUCCUUGAUUUUACUACAGUACAUAAUUCAUUUUAACUUUGAAGGAAUAUUGUUAUGGGACAUAGACAAUUCAGCACAUCCCAAAUGUUCGAGAGUGAACAGGAUCAGAAUUGGAAUCAUAUGCAUAUAGAGCAACCUUAUGCAAAUUUGGCUAGGGCCAGUCCUGUAGAGAAUGGUGCUUUCUUUUAUCCUGCAGAAAAUAUGUCUGUUGAUGGAGUGCAUUUUGCUUCUCAGUGGAACCCUGCACCAAUGACAAAUGCAUAUAUUUCCUCCAACCACAGUAUUGAAGUAUCACAUUAUCAACCAGAUGCUUCAGGCCCGUCUCAUGAUCCUUUCCUGCAUUCAUCAACAAUUGGAACCUUUUGUGCAGCUCCAGAAAAUCACGCAUGCCAUGCAUCUUCUUCCAAUUAUGACAGACAGACAUUUCAUAGUGUUGAGGGUGGCCUUGUUGACCUUACCAUGGGCAACGGAAGAGGGCCCCACAAGCGAAAAAGCCCUGGAGUCCCUUCUGCAUCUGAAGGGGGCAGUACAAGCAGAUACUAUGGUGCUGGCAGUUCCUCAGAUCCCCCUGUGUCUUCGGAGUUGUGGCCAGAAAAACCAAGUGUAGAUCCUCAAUACAUGGCCUGGGAAUGCAUUAAUAUGGCCCCUGGCAAUCAAGGCAACCUCUCAAUUAGGCCCGAUGGUUCUAUCAGGAAUGUGAGAAGCAGGCCUGCACUUGAUCUGGAAACCAACCUGGCUAGGACCCAUUUAUCUAGCAAUUCUUCCCACAUUUCUUAUCCUGCAAGCCACCCCUUUGACCAUUCUAGCUCGGUGGAUUUCUCAGGUCAAAGUUCCAGUGGUAUGACACAUGACUGGAGCCAUACCAGAAUGUCUCCUGCUUCUGGAAGGAUGCUAGUUUCUGAUGCUAAUGGUUAUAAUCACGAGACAAACCACUUCCUUGUUGGAAGCAGCAUAACUAAUACUUCUGCAGAUGUUAGAGGAUUUCACCAUGAUUUCAUUUCAAGUGGAAACCCUGUUGUUCCUCAAAGUUUCCAUAGUGCAUCAGCACAUUCUGUUAGAGGCAUUCGCAGUAGCUAUUCUCAGAGACCUAGUCCAACUUUCAGGGCUUCCUCCAGCAGUUUGCACUUGGGGCAUGUGGCACCUCUUGAUGAUGGCAUGUCAUUGGGUGCCGAAAAUUUCUCCUCCAGACAACCUAGGCUAUCAUCCGCUAUACCUUGGCGUAAUAGUGAUAGGAAUGGGAGAUCAAGGAAUUCUUAUGAUAGAUACCGAUCACUGUUCAAUGAGCCAGGUCUUCAUGAUCGAUUUUCAACUGAGGGUUUUAUGGUUGUGGAUCGCUCAGCCUUUAAUGGGUCCAGAAAUAUGUUUGAUCAGCAUAGGGAUAUGAGGCUAGACAUUGAAAACAUGAGCUAUGAGGAACUACUUGCACUGGGUGAAAGGAUUGGGCAUGUAAGCACAGGUUUGUCUGAAGAUCUGAUAUCCAAGUGUUUGACAGAAACGGUAUAUUGUUCUUCAGGCCAAGGCCAGGAUGAAGGAAAUUGUGUGAUUUGCUUGGAAGAGUACGAAGAUAUGGAUGAUGUUGGGUCGUUGAAAAUUUGUGGUCAUGAUUACCAUGUGAACUGCAUCAAGAAAUGGCUGUCAAUGAAGAACUUGUGUCCAAUCUGCAAAGCUCCUGCUGUGGCCGAUAACAUGAAGGAAUAAGUUAAUUAUUUUAUCAAAAAUUAUAUAUAUUUUUUUUAAAGGAAACUAUUUAUCAUUGUUGUAUAUAGGAAUUUGUCAAAGAAAGAAACAGAUGAACUGAUUUUUCUGGGGAAUAUUGUAGAUAAAUGCUAGUCAAUGUCAAUCAAUUUGUUGGAGGCUCCCAUCUCAAAUUAUGUGGAGGUCUCGGUAAUUGGCUGUCA